Aphidius gifuensis is the source of this 2177-nucleotide messenger RNA. RefSeq names its product nudC domain-containing protein 1-like. The record is from RefSeq and is a predicted model, not a curated record. The coding region runs from base 478 to 2157 and encodes 559 amino acids. NCBI's taxonomy places the organism in Eukaryota, Metazoa, Arthropoda, Insecta, Hymenoptera, Braconidae. The transcript has 2 exons.
AUAAAAUAAUUUGUUUAUAAAAUAAUAAUAUUAAAAUAUAGCUGUUUCUUUUUUUUUUUUUGUCCUCAUUAAUUUAUAAUAAUGUUAAUUUUGUUGUUAUUAUUGUGUGCAAGAUAUUUUUCAUUAUAAAUUAUUUUUCUUUUUGUUAAUAAAUAUAUAUUUAACACAUUGUUUAUUGUCAUGAUAAUAAAUUAUUAAAGGAUAUUUAAAUAUUUCAUGUUUAUUAUUAAUAUUAAUAGAUGUAUAUAUUAUUAUAGUGUAUUAAUACUGUUUUUUAAUAAUAAAAAAAUUAAUUUAAAAAUUGCCUUUUUUUAAUUUUGUUUUGUGUUGAUUUCAGUUGAUCUUCAAGAUGUGUGAGUGAGUGUGUAAAAGAGAGUGUGGUACUUUUAUUUUUUUUGUUGCAUUUUGUUGUGUUUAUCAUCACAAAGAUCCAGUAAUUUUUUGACAAUUUAUUUGUUGUAAAGAUUGAUAAUUAAAAUGACAAAAAUUAUUAAUUUAAGACCAGAUAAAAGUCUUUUAAAUUCAAAUUUUGAAAAGUAUCAAUUUUCAUCAGAUGUUGUUGUUGUCACCAAGGAGAAGAGUCUCACUAAAGAUGUUUAUCGUCAAGAGCCAUUGACUGGUCAAGAUUCUUGGCUUGAAGCUCGACUAUUUGCUUUUCAUAAUCACCUAUUUGAAAAUCCAUUUGAUUCAUCAUGUUGGUUUUGUGAUGAUGAUUUAAAAAUAUGGAAAAUCAACAAAGAUGGAGAUCUUCUUCAUGUACAUACUUUACCAGAUAAUAAUAAAGAAAAGCUAUACAAUCCAACAAUAACAUUUGCAUCUGAUAAAAUAAUAGUUUUAACAUCAGGUGGUGAUAGUAUAGAAUUUUUAAUUAUGAGUAAUGAUGAUACUGGUGAUAAUAAAUCAUUCAGUAUUGAUAAAAUUGAAUCUGGUAUAUUGAUGGAUUCAAAAUUAAUCAAUGAAAAAUUACAAAUUAUUGUUGCAAUGUGUUCAAUAACUGAUUCAGAUAUUAAAAAUAAAAAACAUUCGAAAAUUAGCUUAUUAACAUUUACCAUUGACAAUAAUAAUUUACCAGAAAAAAUUGAUAUUUUUAAACGACAAGAACUAACAGUCAAUGGACCAGUUGAAUACAUUUUUGUUGAAUCAAAUGGAGAAUUUAUAAAUAUGUUGAGUCAAGAUAAAGCAGUAUUUAAAUUUGAUUCGUUAAAUAAAAUUAAACAAGAUGUUGAUGAAGUAAAUGACAAAAAUGAUGUAAAAAUUCCAAAAUAUUGUUGGUCACAAGAUGAGGAUUCAUUGACAGUAUGGAUUAAAAUACCAGAAAAAUAUUUAAAUGCAAAAAAAAAUGUUAAAAUAACAGCUAACACAAUAACUGUUGAUGUUGAAGAAACAAUAUUGAUUCAGGGAGAGACACAGUAUCGUUUAGAUGCUGAAACAGCAACUUGGAAUAAUGAAAAAGAUGCACUCAAAUUAGAACUGAUGAAAUCAGUUAGUGGACAAAUGUGGAAUGAAUUAAUAAAAGGUGAUAAUGGAGGUGAACAUUUACCAAAUGCAGCACUUGCUGAUGAAAUACAUUCAAGACUUGCACAUUUAUGCUCAGAUGAACCAGUUACAGCUGAAAGUUUACAGCCAACUGUUGGUUUUAAUGUUGAUCAACUUGAAGAAUGUGAUUUAGAAGGAAAAGAUAAUUAUAUUCAACGUAUUAAUAUUAUAAAUCAUACAACAACACAUUUAGCAAUGCUUGGUUCACAUAAUCAUAUUUUAUUUACUCAAAAAUUACCAUCAAGUCAAACAAUUUGUAUAAGACAUGAUCAUGAUGGUUGUGUUUGGAAUACACAAGAUGUCAAUGAUGAUGAUGAUAAUAAUAUUGACAAUUGGAAAAUUUGUCAUACAAAUACAUUUCCAGGUUUUGGAUAUGUUGAAGCUAGCAAAAGCAAUAAAAGAUUUUGCAUAUCACCAAGAAAAUGUGAAUAUGUUGCUAUUAUUGAACAUGCUAGACAUGCAUUUAUAUAUGAAAGACCAAUUAACAAUUCUACAAUAGCUAAACAAAAAAUUGUUGAUCUUGGUCCUGACAGUCAACCAAUAAUGGGAGCAUCAGCAACUAAAAAUUAUCUUAUUUUAUUAACAAAAAAUAAAUUGUAUCAACUUAAAAUAACUCAAUAAAUAUUAUUUUUCAUUUCAAA